Molecule: messenger RNA, 1386 nt
Organism: Tachyglossus aculeatus (Australian echidna)
Lineage: Eukaryota; Metazoa; Chordata; Mammalia; Monotremata; Tachyglossidae
Gene: TNFRSF8
Product: TNF receptor superfamily member 8
Exons: 11
Coding region: 1-1386 (461 amino acids)
Molecular function (GO): protein binding
Source: RefSeq, a predicted model, not a curated record
AUGUCGGAGGAGGGCUAUGUGGAACCCGGCCCCUCACGAGACUUGGGGAGAUCCAACCGAGCUGCCUGUCCUGGUAACUCCACUCACUACUACAGUGCAACUUCCCAAAGCUGCUGCUUCCGCUGCGCCGAGAAUGAGAAGAAGCUAAGAGAUUGUCCACAGGAUCCCAAGGAGGAUUGCAGGAAGACCUGUCAGGAAGACUAUUAUCUGAUCCAGAAAGCCCAGAAGUAUUACUGUGAAGCCUGUGUCAGCUGCUCACGAGAUGACCUCGUGGAGAAGGUGCCUUGUUCCGGGAGAUCCCAUCGGAUCUGCCAGUGCAAAGACGGGAUGUACUGCACCACCUCAGCCAUCAACACCUGUGCCCGCUGCACAAAACACUCUGUCUGUGACCAUGGGACCAGGAUCAAACACCAAGGAACCCCGGAGAGGGACACUGAGUGCGAGCCGAAUCCGGUGGGGACAGACUCGGACGUCAUUUCCAGCCAGAAGGACUGCAGAUUUCACACCAACUGCACCAAGUUAAGCAAGCUGAUGAAUAAGAGAGGAAAUGCCUCGCAGGACCAAACCACCCUGGAUGGCAGCCCGGCCCCACUCACCCUACCCAGCCCGUUGGGAUCCACCGUUACCACACUGCAGCGGACCACCACCAGCCCCACUGCUCAACCAGAAGCACCAAGCUCCAGCCCCAGGGCUAGUGACCUCGCACUGGUUGCCAUCAAUAACAUUACAGGGCAGACGACAGGAAUCAUCCCCCAGGACACGAUCAGCCACGGGACACUUUUUGUAGAGAUCGCAGCAGUUGUGGCAGCUUCUGGCCUGGUCCUGCUGCUGAUUUUCCAGCGCAAGUCUUGUCGAAAGCGGAUCUUGAAGAAGCUUCACUUGUGCCCCGGUCAAGUGUAUAGACCCAACCAGAUGACCCUGGAUCCUGAUUUUGGGAAGAAUUAUUUACUGAACAGCAGUUCACUAGCAGCCAAAGGAGAAUCAGAAGAGAGCGAGGUCCUGAGCAGACUCCCGGCCCUGGAGACCAACAACAAUGAAACCCCUGGUUUAGGCAAGAGGCUCAGCCUGAGCUUGGCCGAGGUCCAUGGCUCUGGGGAGGAGACAACAGAGCCCCUGGUGAGGGGACACACCAAUAAUCGGAUCGAGAAGAUCUACAUCAUGAAAGCCGAGACUGUCAUCGUGGGAUCCAUCAAGGGCUCAGUCAACGAGGCCCCCAAGGGCAAAGGCCCGGUGGAGUCCGGCUGCGAGAGUGAAGUCCUGGAGACGGACCAGACCCCGCACUUCCCGGAGCAGGAGACCGAAAUGUCUCCCGAGAGUCACGUCAUGUUCUCUGUGGAGGAGGAGGGGAAGGAGUUCCACCAUCCCACAGCGGUCUCUGGGAAAUAA